Messenger RNA from Mytilus californianus (California mussel), 5575 nucleotides. RefSeq names its product inner nuclear membrane protein Man1-like. Gene Ontology annotation, biological process: nuclear envelope organization; negative regulation of BMP signaling pathway. Gene Ontology annotation, molecular function: chromatin DNA binding. Bases 5 to 2125 code for a protein of 706 amino acids. The record is from RefSeq and is a predicted model, not a curated record. The transcript is spliced from 14 exons. Gene Ontology annotation, cellular component: nuclear inner membrane. NCBI's taxonomy places the organism in Eukaryota, Metazoa, Mollusca, Bivalvia, Mytilida, Mytilidae.
AAGAAUGGCGGACAAGCUGACCGAUGCCGACAUAGCUGAAGAAUUAAGGAAGUUUGGAGAACAAGUGAAGCUUCCCAUAGACAGGAAAAAGAGACCAUUGCUUCUGAAAAAGCUUAAUCAUUAUCGUGCAAAAGAAAGGGCUGUCACGCAGCCCAAAAAGUCGACACCAUCUCGUAAAAAACAGCCGGCUGAAUUUAGCUCUGAGGAGAGCGAAGAAGAGGAAAAUGAAGCCGAUUCAACAUUUGGAAAAAUAUUUGGUCGUGUGAAAAAAACUCCUUCAUCUCCUUUCUACAGCAACACCAAUACAAUUGAAAUUUCUCCCUCGUCGUCAAAAGAUGACCCAAAACUCAAAAGGAACACGAGAAGAUCUUUUCUCUCGAAAGAUGUUAAUUCUUCUGAAAACAAAUCAAAAAUGUAUCCAGACUUGUCAGAACUGUCCAUUUCAAAUGAGAGGAAUUCAAAGAACAGUUCUUUAAAUAGAAGUCAAAGAGAUGACUCUUUAGAAUAUAGUUAUGAACAAGAAUUCACAGACUCUGAUCCAGACGAAAGUACAUAUGAAGUAGUAAAUAAAUCGGUGAACACAACAUUUAUUUAUGACAAUCAAGAUGAGGAACCAACACUCCACCAAACUCGUAGCACACCUCAUCGCGGUACACCUAACCGUAAAUCUGGAAAUACCCCAAACUCUGUUUUGGUUCAAAGACAAAAGAAAAACAAAUCUAACAUAAAUCAUGUAAAUAAAUUAUUGCCAAAAGAAGAACCUGAAGAGCCAUUAGAGGAUGCAUUUCAGACUACAGAGAAAGUAACUGAAACAUCAUCAAGCUAUGUUUCAUCAAUUCUAGUGCUUCUUGUUGCCAUAUUCUUCCUCAGUAUUUCACUCACAUACGUUUACUUACGAAGAGAUUAUUUGUUUCAGACAGAAUCAGAUGUAAUUGUGCCAUGGUCUACAAAGGUUGGUGAAGAUAAUACACAAUCUAUCUUUGAGAUUGUCAGAAAAAUUGGUGGUUACAUUCAUCAGCAGCCUCUAGAUCCAAGAACAGAUGUGAAAAAAGUAUCAAAAGAAACUGUGAAAAUGAAGUUGGAAAAAGAAAGAGUUGUUAAGAAGGAUGGUGAUGAAUUUGUGAAAGCAUUACAUUUAAUCUUAGCCAAUCCAACAUGGUCCAUCAGAUUAUAUAAAGAAGAUGGUCAGCCUGUAGUAUAUACUCCAUAUUCCAAAGAUGAGGAUGCUGUAGGAGAGGUAGCAUGGUUAGAAGCUGACAGAGAUAAAUCAUUGUUAGAAAGACUGAGGGACUCCGCAUACAGAAUAUUUAUUGGAUUUGUCUUGUUGUUGUCAUGUAUUAUAGCAGGAGUAAUAGGGUUGUUAAUUCUCAGGUUUUAUAACAAGUCCAAAGAAGAAGAACAAAAGAGAGUCUACAAUAUGGUGGAACAAAUUAUCGACGUCAUUAAAGACAACUUUGAAGCAAGUGAAGCAGAAAGUAAUGUACCAUCAUUUAUGGCUAUUCAACAUGUACGAGAUCAACUACUACCUAUAUCAAAAAGAAAGAAGCUCCUGCCUAUAUGGGAAAAAGCUGUAAAAUUCAUUGAAGCUAAUGAGUCCAGGAUCCGAGUUGAAUCCCAGUCCAUACAAGGAGAAGAAUUUCUGGUCUGGAAAUGGCUUCCAACAAUAUCUAAUGGUGGCAAAGUUUGGCAGGGACAAGCCUUCGGAGAGAACAAUAUGUCACCAUCAACUAGUCUACAUUAUGGCCCUACUCCAUGUCUGAAGAUUAGGAACAUGUUUGAUGCAGAUAUGGAAAUAGAGGAAGACUGGGAACAGAACGUGAAAGAUGCCAUUCUAGAGAAAUGUAGAGGAAUAACUGGUAUAUUACACAUACAUGUAGAUGAUACUUCUAAAGAGGGCUGUGUGUACAUGAAAUGUGGAAGCUGUGAAGUGGCUUACAAAGUCUACAAAUCUUUACAUGGAUGGUGGUUUGAUGGUCGUUUAGUAACAGUUAAAUAUCUGCGGCUAGAGCUUUAUCAUAGUAGAUUUCCAGAUUCAAUUCGUGUCACCAAAUCCUUGAAGCCUUCCAACAAUAAAAUGUCAUCUUUGUCCCAGCCAUACCAUCGAUCGACACUGGAAAUGACGUAAUGGCACCCUAUAGUUAGAUAACAGAUCUCAUUGUACAUGGACUUCAGUGCCUUGUAUAAUUUUAUUUAUGUUGAUUAUUGCACAUGAUGUGAAGAUAUUUCCAAGACUGUUCUGGGUGAAGAUGAACAUUUAGUGACAGAAUGAAUCGUGGAUUGAAUAUUGCAAGAUUUUGUAGAUUUUUUUCAUAGGGCAGUGUUGACUUGAAUAUCAUGUAAAGAUGUAUUUUAUUUGUUUGUUUAAUUAAUGUACUCAGUCAUGAAAGUGUAGGUUAUUUCAGCAAAUUUUGCUUUGUAUUAUCCAUUUCAAGAAAACUUUCUGUUAAUAUAUUCAUUUUUUUUUUUGCGAGAAAACUAGUAAGAUCUUUAUGGACCUUUGACUUUUGUCUAGGAAUAUAUGAUAAUGUUUGGUAAAUGAAAAAAUGGUCCCAGUAAAGGACAAGCCAAUCACAAUUUCGAAAUUUCAUUAGAUUUUUAGACUACUACUGGUUUUAUUUCCUUUAAAUGAUCCAAAACUUCCUGGAUUGGGUUUAAGUUAACAGUAGGGGUGGGUAGUUUGUUAACUAAUAAGUUACUGUAGUUUAGAGAUCUUUUAACUUUGACCUUUUAUGGUCAGGAUUCAUUAGAAAACAUGUAGCUAUUAUUGCCUUUGUAGUGUAGUACAAUGUAAUUCAAUACUCCUUAACCAGCAAUUUCAAUAGAAGUGCAACUUUUAAUUUCGUUAAUCUACUCAACUUAGGAUUUUGCAUAUGAGAUCGGGAUCAGAAAGUGUUUUGCUUUGAUCCAUUUGAAAACAAAAGUUCUUCACAAUACAAACAAUAUUUGUAAGAGAAUAACCCUACACAAUUAUGUGCCAUUUUUCUCAGGUAAUUGUAAUAUCAUGUUUUAAUCACAUAACAACUGUUCCAUUAAGUUCAAAAUAUUUUUUAGUAUACAAACACUUUUUGUGAGGCUUUUACAUAGAAUUGUGAGGUAUGAUAUAGGUCUUUUUCUAGCUGAGGACUUCAGUGUUGAUUUCAAAGAGAACUUUUGAAGAUCAGUUACUAAUUUUUAUGCUGUUAGUUAUAACUCCAUACUCAUCAUGUGCUUAUACAACUCUUAUAUACAAUAGGGGUAUAUAUGAUUUUUGUGUAAUUUUGUUACACUAUUGGCAAUUUUGCUAUGUAAUAUGCCUGAACAUAUUCUAUUUUAUGUAUUUUGUGGAAUCCUACCACAUAGUCAAGCUUCAGUAGUUUGAACUAAUCAAUAGAUCAGAUGUCAGUGUAACCUUGAAAUCUGACUCUGCUCAGAACUCUAACAGUCAAUUACAAUUUGUAUGAAUUCACUUUGUGUGAAGUAUAAGAUAUUCCUGUGAAUUUUCAUUCAAUAAAACCUGACUUUUGCAGAUUAGAAAAUGCCCAAUUCUGUUAUUAACUUCUCAAUUAAAUUUUAUGCUUAGUGGGAUAUCUAGUCUUAGGUAUAUCUUGUUAGUUUUAUGUGUCACAUGACCUCUUUUCAUAUUUCAUGCUCCAUAACUUUGUGUAGUGGGCAAUGUGAAGAAGAAUUUAGACUUGCUGCAACUGUAACUAGGUAUUGACACCAAGGCCUUCUUUCAUGUCUUAAGUGUGUAUUUAACAAUGUACAUACAAUUCCUAAAGAAAAACGUGAAUAAUACCUGUAUUUUGUUUCAUGCUAUCAAAUUUUUCUGUUUAUUGCAUUAAAUUCAGUGACACAAAGGUUAUGCAAUUAAGAGGAAUCCAUUUUGUAUUAAAAUAAUCUUUGAUGACUUAUAAAAAGCAACAAAAUAUAUGCUGUUGUGUUAUUUAAAAAAAGAGGAAGGCAAUAAAUUCAUAAGCUUAAUCUGUUGAUUUUGUUUUAUUUUGAUAAAACUUCUAAAUAUGCAUAUAAAUAAAUUAUGAAAAUGUAAAUUUAAUAACGUUGAAGUUUGAUUUUACCAUGUUUUGUAGAAAUUCAACAAAAUUGUUUGUAGAAGAAAUUCUGUAUUUUCUUCUGUUUAGUUCGAAUGCAAUAUUUUAAUCUACAGCCACUGACUCAAUGAAAUCCCUGUACAAUUCAUUGUUAUGCUUUAAGUAUGAAGGAAAUAAUAUAAAUGGUGAAAAAUAUAACUAAGAUACAUGUAAGCUAUAAUCAUAGCACAUUGAUUUGCUAAAUCAUACAAUAUUAUUCUCUUCUAAAAAGAUUAAUAAUUAAUUUUAUUUUUGUCUUGAUUUUCUGCACAAAUUUGAAAUGAAAUAAUUGCAAUAAAUAUGAACUGUAUACAUCUAAUAUUACUACAGACAGUUGUUAAUAUUAUUUGCUUUAUAAGAGUUAUUGUUUUAUUCCAAGCAAGUUUUUUACAAUAGAGAUGAUAAGUUGGGGGAAAUAGUGUCAAGAAAUACAAUGUUCUUAAACACAUAUAAAUACUCAAGGACUCGGAUCAAUUGCCUAGCUUGCCAUUGACUAGCAUUUAAUGAGUAAUGUAAGCUAAACUGUACCAUGCAUACUUCUGCCAUUUAUUUCAUCAGUUAUGCAUGCGGACUAGUGCUAAAAAGACCGUUAUCUUUUAUUCAAGGAUUCAGUCCACAAAAAGAAUUGAUGAAUCUUGGUAUUAAAGUUCUCUUUACUUAUUCAGCACAAGCUAAUCUUGGUCACCAUGUAUGGUCGUUCUUAGUACUAAAUGAAAUUCUAAGUACAUCUUUUAGAUAUAUGUAAAACCAAUUUGGGUCAAAUUCUUCAAACAGUGUUAAACAUGAUUUUAGUAGUUUUCUUUCAUAAUUUUAACUUAUUUUAAAUGUAAAUGAAUGUAUUUAAAACUGAUUAUUAAGUUUUUUACUAAAAACAAAUACAUACUUUGCUACAAGUUGUAUUAAUAAUAAUAACAAUAUCUAGAGAAAAAAAAAAUUGCCAUCUGAUUUUUAUUUGGUUGUAAAGGUGAAAUUUUUUGUUAACAGUCACAUUUUCCAUUGAUUAUUUGUUUGUUCUGUAAUGCAUUUGCAUUUUUAAUUCAUUUUCAUUUUGUAUUGAAGAAUUUUUCGAAAAUCAGUAAUAAAAUCAACCAUCCCUCUUCUGAUAGAAGCUUAUACAUGCAGUAUGGUAAUUUCAGGGUUGCUGAUGAUAAUAAUCAUCAAAACCUUUUGGUAAAAAUAACCCUUUGUAUACAUUUAAAAGGAAUUUGACUUCAAGUAUAUGUUCUCCUGUUUUUUCCUCUUCAGAUAACCAAAUUUAUAUAAGUUUAGUAGGAGUAAACAAUUAUUCAGCUUUGUUAUACAUGAGGUACAAUAAUACAUGACUACUGUCAUUUACUACAUAGACUUAUAUAUAUAUAUAUAUAUAUAUAUGAUAAGCACUAGUACAUAUUCUUUUCCAGACAUCAAUCCUAUUUUUAACUUAGUUAGAAGUAGGAACUUGCACUUGAUUUGUAAAUACAUUGAAAUGACUAUAUUGAUGAUUCAUAUUAAAUCUUACUAAUCUGUUA